GGCAUGACAGUGUAAUCGCCUAUUCCGCACACAAACAGUUCAGCUAUCAGAGAGACACGAAUACACGAUUCGUUGUAGCAAUUUCAAAUAAAAUUUUUUUCCUUCGUUUUUAUAAAUUCAAAUAAAUACAAUGCCAAGUGGACGUCCUUUGUGGCAGGUUGCCGGUAAAAGAGACCUGGAUCAAGAAGUAGAAGCACAACAAUGGAUUGAAGCCGUGACUGGUGAAAAGUUUGCACCGGGUUUGCCAUUUGAGCUAGCACUUAGGGACGGAGUUUUAUUAUGCAAGUUGAUGAACAAAUUGGCACCGGGUAUUAUACCCAAAAUUAACACUUCAGGUGGCGAUUAUAAAAUGAUGGACAACAUUAGCCAGUUUCAAAAGGCUUGCAUUAAAUACGGUGUCCCAGACGUCGAUCUAUUCCAAUCAGUUGACUUGUUUGAACAAAAGAAUAUAUACAGAGUGACCAUGACGAUAUUUGCCAUCGGCAGGACGGCGUACAAACACCCAGAGUGGAGAGGCCCAUUCUUGGGACCAAGGCCGUCAGAGGAGAACAAGCGCGAAUGGACUGAAAUGCAAUUGCGGGCUGGAGAGGGCGUCAUCGGAUUGCAAGCCGGCCAAAACAAGGGUGCCACGCAAGCUGGCCAGAACUUCGGGGCUACAAGAAAGAUCUUGCUCGGAAAAUGAGCGUACACGCCACACUUGCAAUUGCUAUACGUUUUAAUUAUUUAAUAUUGAUCUAACAUUAUUAUUUGUAUGCGUUUUUGUUAAUAUUGCUGUGGGUCACGUGUACAACGAUAAUAUUAUACCAUUUGUUUCGCUAUCGAUGUUGUCAAGAGAGAAGAUGGACAAAUUGUAUUUAUAAUUUAAUAAAUAAUAUAAAUGAAAAAUAAUUAUUA
Molecule: messenger RNA, 894 nt
Organism: Rhopalosiphum maidis (corn leaf aphid)
Lineage: Eukaryota; Metazoa; Arthropoda; Insecta; Hemiptera; Aphididae
Product: muscle-specific protein 20-like
Exons: 5
Coding region: 131-682 (183 amino acids)
Molecular function (GO): protein binding
Source: RefSeq, a predicted model, not a curated record